CAAAAACUGAAUAAGUCAUCUUCAAUAAAGUCUGCAAGGGCUCUCCUCUUCUUCCAAAAACUGAAUACGUCGUCUUCAACAAAGUUUGCAAGACCUCUCCAAUCCCUACAAAAUGCCAGAAAUCAAAUCCGUUGCAAUUGCUGGUGGUUCAGGUACACUUGGCCGUCACGUCCUUAAAGCUUUUCUCGAAGCAGACUUUGAGGUCACGCUUCUCACACGUACUGCAAAGGCAGAUGGCUAUGAUCCCAAAGUCAAAGUCCAAGUAGUAGACUUCACCUCCAUUGAAUCUCUGACCGCCGCUCUCAAGGGUAUUGAUGCCGUGGUAUCCACCGUUGCCGUCGAAGCCCAGGACAGUCAACACUUACUCAUCGAUGCCUCUGUCGCCGCUGGAGUGAAGAGAUUCAUCCCAUCGGAGUUCGGAUCCUGCACCACCAGUCCCGAAGUCGCAUCUCUCCCUUUCUACAGUCCCGUGGUCGAGACUCGAAAGCAUUUGCAGAAACAAUGCGAGAUAGGCAACUUGACUUGGACUGUCCUUGCAUGCGGCGGCUUCAUAGAAUUCUUGAUUGGACAACCAGCGUUGGUAGACUUGGUCAACCACAAAGCGACGUUGUUGGACGGGGGCGACAACAGGGCUAGCUCUACUUCCCUGCCCAACAUCGCAAAAGCUAUCGCAGUGAUCUUGAAGAAAUUCGACGCCACGAAGAACAAGGUGUUGAAGGUUUCGGAGGUGAUAUUGACCCAGAAUCGGAUCUUGGCAAUUGCGAAAAAGUUGAAACCUGAAAUCGAGUGGGAUAUUACCAAUGUGGAGUCGCAGGCAUUGCUGAAGGAGGCUUUGGCAGAACUUGCUGCUGGGAAGUUUGAUAUGCCAGUGAUCAUGAAGCUGUUGAAAGGCACAGCAUUGGGUGGCGAUCGCUACGGAGGUGCCUAUGACAAGACGGACAACGAGCUUCUUGGUAUCAAGGAGUUGACGGAAGAGCAGCUGACAGCACUUAUUGCUGCGAAGCUCGCAUGAAGUGGGCUUUGGG
This is a messenger RNA of Mollisia scopiformis, 1025 nucleotides long. Its product is annotated as NAD(P)-binding protein. The record is from RefSeq and is a predicted model, not a curated record. Lineage: Eukaryota; Fungi; Ascomycota; Leotiomycetes; Helotiales; Mollisiaceae. The transcript is spliced from 2 exons. Gene Ontology annotation, molecular function: oxidoreductase activity. The coding region runs from base 113 to 1012 and encodes 299 amino acids.